This is a messenger RNA of Cydia pomonella (codling moth), 3279 nucleotides long. RefSeq names its product protein eiger-like (gene egr). Lineage: Eukaryota; Metazoa; Arthropoda; Insecta; Lepidoptera; Tortricidae. The record is from RefSeq and is a predicted model, not a curated record. Bases 104 to 1447 code for a protein of 447 amino acids. Gene Ontology annotation, cellular component: membrane. Gene Ontology annotation, biological process: immune response. The transcript is spliced from 8 exons. Gene Ontology annotation, molecular function: receptor ligand activity; tumor necrosis factor receptor binding.
CGCGCUUCGCCAAAUCGCCAUUCCGCGCCCGUCUGUCAGCGCGCACGCGCGUCUCCGCGAUGUCAGUGUGAUCUGUGCUGUGUUUGUGUUUUUUUAAAUAUUCAUGUUACCAGCCAUGUAUACCCAAGAAGUUUUAAGCAAGAAAGAGUCGGACAUGUCGAAAAAUUUAGUGACGGGUGAAAUAGAAUACCGGCCGAAGAAGAAGCAAGGAUGCAUGAUAGCUUUGGUGGUGGCUGUGGGUGCGCUUGCGCUGUCUCUUGCUGUUUUGACGGUGGUGAGGGAGAUGCAGAUAUCGAGACUGAGGAGUGAGGUCGAUCAGCUGACUGUCAACAUGAUAGCUGUGACGGCGAACAUCAAAAGUCUUAAUCAGAAGGCGAACAGAGAUUUGAAUGAUUUUAAGACGCUGGAUGAUGAUACGAUUUACGCCGACGGAGAGGAAAGCCCCGUGUCCAAAGACUCGGCCAUGGGCAAACUGAAAGAAGUCACCGUGCUGGAGGACGAGACCGAUGACAUGGACGACGACGAGGACUACGAGGACGAGGAGAGCGGCUACUGGUACGAGGACUACGACAGGAGGCCUAAGAACGGCCGCACAAACAUGGUGCACCUGAAACAGGAAGAAUUGCUGGGGUCAGUUGUCACGCAGGGUCAGAAGCGGGCUUCCGACCAUCCGUCCAACAUUCACCAGAUUCACCGAAUGCUGAAUGGACUCGACUCACAAGUGACAGGCGCGCCUAAGGAGAGUGAUGAGUCCGCGGUGCGUGACAAGCGCAGUGUGUUCCCUGACUCCAACGCCAACGACGCCGUCAUCACGAAACCAGAAGACAGUCCCCGUCGUAAAAUGAAGAAGUACUCGAGCUCGGACUCGCCGAAGAUGUUCAACUUCCAGCACACGGUCUCGAGAACUGUACGGAACAGUAAUGACGAGGGCCGGCGGCCGUUCGUGGCGGCGCACUUCCACGGCAACACCAGCCAUCUCAACCCGGAGGUGCACGAGCAUUACAAAGGCAACGGCCUAAUCCGCGUGGCCCACGACGCCCCCCACAACGUGUGGUACCCCGCCCCCUGGACCAUGUCGUCCCCGCACCCGCGCCCCACGCUCACCAACAAGGGACACGUGCACGUGAGAGACACCGGCGUGUACCUCGUUUAUGUUCAGAUCUACUACCUGGAUACCCACGACAUAAUCUCCUGGGUGCUCCACCGCACCAACGCUGAGAUAGAAGGGAGGGAGACACUUCUCCAAUGCGCACAGUCGUCUCACUCCAGCGAACCCCUGGAGAAACCGAAUUCCUGCUUCUCUGCAGCCGCUUUAUUCUUAAAAGCGGGUGAUAGACUCGCCGUCCGGAAUACCGGAGGGGAUAGACACUCUCUGAUGGAGCCGGAAAAGAGUUUCAUCGGUCUUAUUAAACUGGCUGAUGCCAAUGAUCCGAAUGAAGAGUUAUAAGUUUUUUAGCUGUGUCUAUAUUAGGGCCGUUAUUUUUUGUCUGUACGCGGAAAAUAUUUGGUUAUGUCUAUUGUCUGAUUAUUACCACUUAUACACUGUACCUCUACUUGUAAUGAAGUCCGACCACGCUAAGUUUUCGUGCCAAUUGCUAGGUACGUCAAGUAUGGAACUUAUUGGGUUAUAUACGCAUUAUGCAUAAGAAUAACUGCAAAGUACAGCGUGGUCAGAGCCUGGUAUCUUCACAUCGAAGCGUGCGAAAAUAUCUGACUUAAACUUAUCUGUAGAGUUGUAAAAAGGCUAUUAAUCAUCUUGAAACAAUUCGCAUGCAGCUUUAGAUAGGUACAUUGCUAAGUAGGUUCAACAAAUUUAAUUGAUCAAUCAAAAGCCGAAAUGUAUAAAAACUCGCAUGCGAUUUGUUGUAACGUGAGUACAGGCUUUAAAUCUUGUGAUAUUGUUUGCAGGAUUUAGUGUACAAGAUACGUUUCAUGUGGUACGGUAAUUAGACAAAAUUAAUAUUUUCUGCCAAUGGCUUUCUAUGUUUAGUUAGUAUUAACUAUAUUUUGCAUGUUAGCUAUGCUAACUUAACCCGCCGGCCCGGAUGUUUUACUAUAGUGAUAAAGAUUUAUAUAUAGUCAAACAAGUGCCAUUGUUAUUUUUAGUAUGUCCGUUUUAAGACCGUCACACACGGAUUUUGAAUCUAAAUCCAAUUGUUUAUGGGCUCUGAUUAUUGUCUAUGCCAUAGAUAAUAGAUUCUAUGGAAGGGCCUACUGCAAAAAAUGAAAAUCGUUACUUAGAUUUUCGUAUUUCGCGGUAUGGCCUCUAAUAAUGAUGACCAAUGAAAAAACCACUGAUGAACCAAUUAUGGAAGGUGGAGGUAAGGAAUGGAAUCUCCAUGUACUAAAAAGUAUCAUCAAAAAACCUUAAAUAGGUGGCGCUACAAUAUCUAGAAUACCUGAAAAAAACACAUCAUAGACAGCGCACUUCACUCCGUCAAUAACGCCUAGAGGUUCUUAGCUACAGCACUACUCUGGCGAGAUUUGGAACUAUUAUUUAUAGCUGACAGCUGGACACUUUUGCAACAGUUCUACCAUAAGAGAUUUCAUUCCUUUUAAUUCCACACUCCAUAGAACCAAUGAUGAAGUGACGUUUUUUGUUUGACACUGACAGAUCGGUAUCGUACCGAUGUGACGUCGUAGAAGCUUUACUCUAAUCGGGCUGGUAGAUAUUCAGAUUCUGAAUUUAAAAUCCGUUUGUUCAGUGUUGUGCAAAAGGCACCGGCCUAGGUACAAAUAUCUAACAUGGAUCUGACAUCAUUCCAAUAUGAGACGGUUCCAAUCUCCUUUAGAGGAACUGCUGAAUUGCGCAUUAUGUGAACCUUCAACCAAAAACGUGACUUAUGACACUGACAGAUCAGUAUCAUAUCAAUAUCAUAUUGGAAUGAGAUUUAAUAAUUAAAACUCGAAUUAGCCUGUAUGUUUUAACAGUGAUGUUUUUUUUACAGAAUAAAAAUGUACUAAGUAAGUGGUAUUGUUUUCACUUAGUUUUUGAUACGUAUAUAUUUAUUUCGUAUCUUUCAUCAACCAACUUAUUGCCUUGCCCUAGAUUAUGUUUUUUGUAUAUCUAAAUGUAAUUAAUCAAAUGUGAAAUCAAAAGAUCUGUAAUGCCAUUGAUAUUAUAAGUACUAACUUUUAAUAUACUUAUUCGUAAUUUAUUUUAUUAUAAUACGAACGUAGCUAAGUUUAUGUUUUCGGUAUAUUUAGUUAUAAGGUGAUAAUACUGAUAAUGACGUUAUUGAUGUUUUUAAAUUGAAAGAAUAAAAACAUUUACGUGUA